Molecule: messenger RNA, 1895 nt
Organism: Salmo salar (Atlantic salmon)
Lineage: Eukaryota; Metazoa; Chordata; Actinopteri; Salmoniformes; Salmonidae
Gene: slc25a24l
Product: solute carrier family 25 member 24, like
Biological process (GO): transmembrane transport
Molecular function (GO): calcium ion binding
Source: RefSeq, a predicted model, not a curated record
ACACCUGGUGGACAGGGGUGGAAGUGCAGGCUCACGUCUUUACAGUAGGGCUACCGCGUCAUCAUCAUCAUCAUGUCUAUUGCCGUAGAGGAGCAUCUACCGCAUUGAAGACAUGCUCACUCGGGCUGUCGCUGCUUUAUGACUCAGCGUUCAUGUGGGGGAAAAAAACACAAAAAAAGCACAUUGCCUUUGCACCUUAUUAAUAGCUUGUAGUUGUAGUAGUAUUAAGACAGACGAGAAUUGGUGCUAUUUAUAUUCCAUUUCAAAUUUUGUCAUUAAAAAUAUAUUUUACUGAAGAAUCAUGGAUCAGUUCCGUGGUUUGUUUGUGAAACUAGACAAGAAUAACGACGGGUCUAUAUCAGUGGAAGAACUUCAUAAUGAGAUUAAAAAAACUGGAAUUAUGGCUGCAGAUCAGAAGGCUCAGAAUGUCGUUAAUAACUAUGACAGAAACAAGGAUGGACGUUUAGAUUAUGACGAAUUUCUAAGCUAUAUGAGGGACAGAGAGAAGAAAUGGAGAAUUCACUUCAUGGCCCUUGACAAGAAUAAUUGCGGGGUCAUUGGCCAGGAGGAAAUCGUAGAUCUAUUUAAGGAGUUAGGAGUGAACAUAUCAAAGCCGAAUGCAAAAAGAAUUAUACAAAUGAUGGACAAGGACAGUUCUAUGACCGUGGACUGGGGAGAGUUUCUGCAGCAUGUCAUCCUCAACCCUGCAGAGAACCUGGGAGAACUGGUCACUUCAUGGAAACACACUCUGGUGUUUGAUGUGGGUGAGAGCCGGACCAUGCCCCUGGAGCUUCCCCCGGACCUGUCAGCAGGCUCAGGGGAAUGGAGGAGUUUCGUCCUGGCUGCGGGGCUGGCCGACGCCGUGUCCAGAACCCUGACUGCUCCUAUCGACCGCCUCAAGACACAACUACAGGUGUAUGGAUCCAAAGCGUCCUCCCAGGGAUUCAGAGAGCUAAAGGCAGGUGGUGUGAGGUCGAUGUGGCAGGGAAAUGCUGUGAAUGUGCUGAAGGGAACCCCUCAGUCAACUCUACAGUGCCUUAUCUACGCUCAGAUGAAGGUGUACACCCAGGGCUGGCAGCAGGAGAGCCUGUCAGUACAGCAGAGGUUUGGGCUGGGCUGUGUAUCUGGGGCAGUGGCUCAUGCUGUCUUCUACCCUCUAGAGGUGCUAAAGGUGAGACUGAACCUAUGGGCCGGUACCUACAGCGGGGUGGUGCAGUGCGCCCGCUCCAUCUACAGGAAUGAAUCUGCUGCAUCCUUCUACAGGGGUUUCAGACACAGUAUCCUCUGUAUGAUCCCGUACGCUGGGGUGGAGUGUGCCGUUCACCAGUCCAUUGUGACCUGGGCUAAGACCCAACAGGACUACAGCAGUGACUCCCAGCUCUUCUUUUUCAGUUUCGUGGCCUUCUCCGCUGGACAGAUGAGCAGCUAUCCUCUAGCUGUGAUCAGAACGCAGCAGCAAGCUCAGGCUUUCAGUUCAACUUCACCCACAACUUUUCUUCAGGGGUUCACAGGCAUCUAUGAGAGACAUGGAAUACGAGGAUACUACAAUGGGAUGGGGGCCAGUUUCGUCCGGGCGAUUCCAUGUGCUCUGUUAAACUACACCUUGAUGAAGAAACUAGACACAGUGCUUUCCUGAUUCAGAGUCAUAGUCAAUUAUAAUUUGUAUGUUUUUUGUGACUGAUUUUAUGUAAUACUCUGUACACAACGACAACCUUCAAACUUGAUGCCGUUGUCCAUAAACUGUCCCAAAAUACUUCAAAUCGCAAUGAACUACCAAAUAGAACGAAUAAAUAUACUAACAAAGGACUGUUGUUGGAUGGGCUGAUUGGAGCUCAAUCUCCAGCCUGACCAAUCCUUCGUUGACCCCUAUUGUCAUUAAAUCAUUGUGAAGUAUC